Brassica rapa (field mustard) is the source of this 1467-nucleotide messenger RNA. RefSeq names its product protein trichome birefringence-like 37. Lineage: Eukaryota; Viridiplantae; Streptophyta; Magnoliopsida; Brassicales; Brassicaceae. The record is from RefSeq and is a predicted model, not a curated record. Gene Ontology annotation, cellular component: Golgi apparatus. Gene Ontology annotation, molecular function: O-acetyltransferase activity.
UCAAUUCCAUCACAAAGCCUCUUCAAAAAUAACCCACAUCUUUUGUUUCAAAGAUGGGUUGCAAACGCAUCUCUCUUUUCCUUCUUCCACUUCUCACACUCACAAUCUUGUCCGGGGCCGACAAGGCCUUGGCUUCCGACAAGAAACCGCAAGUGAGCCACCGCAACAUAACGGGGUUGGCUGCCGCCGGAGGAGGAAAAGCGACGUUGAAAGGAAGGAAGCAAAAGUCUGGUUGUAACUUGUUUCAAGGGAAAUGGGUUUUCGAUGCUUCGUCUUACCCAUUGUACGAUUCGUCCACGUGUCCUUUCAUCGACGGCCAGUUUGACUGUCUCAAGUUCGGCCGGCCAGACAAAAAGUUCCUCAACUACUCUUGGCAACCUGAUUCAUGCACCAUCCCAAGGUUUGAUGGAGCAGCGUUUCUGAAUCAAUGGAGAGGGAAACGAGUGAUGUUCGUGGGAGACUCACUGAGUGUAAACAUGUGGGAAUCGUUGGGAUGUAUGAUCCAUGCGUCAGUACCAGGCAUCACGACCAAAUUUCUCAGACGUACCCCACUCUCCUUUCUCACUUUCCAGGAAUAUGGAGUUACUUUAUACCUAUACCGAACGCCAUACCUAGUGGAUAUCUCCAAAGAAAAGGUAGGGCGUGUGCUUAACCUUGGAACCAUCGAAAAUGGUGCUGAUGUUUGGAAAGACGUGGACAUUCUUGUGUUCAAUUCUUGGCACUGGUGGGUUAACAAAGGAGUAAAAUCUCAAAGGUGGGAUUUUAUAAGAAAUGGGUCUUCACUGAUAAGAGACAUGAACCGUCUUGAUGCUUUCAACUUAGGACUCACCACUUGGGCUCAAUGGGUUGAUCAAAAUGUUAAUACUUCGCAAACCCGAGUUUUCUUCCAAGGCAUUUCUCCUACACAUUACGUAGGAAAGGAGUGGAAUGAGCCGAUGAAGACUUGCAACGGGCAGAUGCAACCGUUGACAGGGUCGACAUACCCGGGUGGUUCACUUCCUGCAGCAAGCAUUGUGUCACGAGUGUUGAGAUCCAUGAAGACACCCGUUUACCUACUCGACAUCACAACUCUGUCUCAGCUAAGAAAAGAUGCGCAUCCAUCUAUUUAUGGAGUAACUGGACGAACCGAUUGCAGCCACUGGUGCCUUCCUGGCUUGCCGGAUACUUGGAACCAGCUUCUCUAUGCAGCUCUUUCGAUGUGAAGAACUUGACUCAACAUGGUAUAUUACAUUCUUGGAGUCCAAAGGAAAUAAAGGGAACGACUUACAUUUACUUGGAAGGUUUACAAACAGGAUGUCGAUAAAUUAAAGUUGCAAAGCGUUUUAUAUUAUUUUCAUUUGGCGGGGGUGAAACUAUAAUCUACUAAUCUUGUGAUUGUUUCAAGAAAUAAAAUUAUCUAAAGUAGCACAUUAUAUCAUUGCUGGAUUAUUAUGUAUAUCACAGUAAACAUACACGGUUUGUUGUUUC